AUGUUUGUCUACAAGAGAGACGGACGCAAAGAACGCGUACAGUUCGACAAGAUCACAGCUCGUGUGUCAAGGCUCUGUUAUGGGCUUGAUCCUGAGCAUGUCGACGCUGCCGCUAUCACUCAAAAAGUCAUCUCUGGCGUCUACCAGGGUGUCACGACAGUUGAGCUGGACAACCUGGCUGCUGAGACGGCCGCUUACAUGACCGUCACCCACCCAGACUACGCCAUCCUUGCCGCUCGUAUCGCCGUGUCGAACCUCCACAAGCAAACCAAGAAGCAAUUCUCCCUCGUCAUCUCAGAUCUUUACCACUAUGUCAACCCCAAGAAUAAGAAGGCUGCGCCUAUGAUAUCACAAGAAACGUACGAGAUUGUGAUGAAACAUGCCGACGAGCUCAACUCUGCGAUUGUCUACGACCGGGAUUUCAACUACAACUUUUUCGGUUUCAAGACCCUUGAGCGGUCAUACCUUCUGCGUCUCAACGGCAAGGUUGCCGAGCGUCCUCAGCAUUUGCUGAUGCGUGUUGCUGUCGGUAUUCAUGGCAACGAUAUUGAGAGAGCCAUCGAAACGUACAACCUGAUGUCCCAGAAGUUCUUCACACACGCCUCCCCGACCCUGUUCAAUGCGGGUACUCCCCAGCCUCAGCUAGCUUCUUGCUUCCUGGUCGACAUGAAGGAAGACAGUAUCGAGGGUAUCUACGACACAUUGAAGACCUGUGCUAUGAUUUCAAAGACUGCUGGUGGGAUUGGUCUCAACGUUCACCGCAUCCGUGCUACUGGAUCUUACAUCAGUGGUACCAAUGGAUCGUCCAACGGAAUUCUCCCCAUGCUUCGAGUUUUCAACAACACCGCUAGAUACGUUGAUCAAGGAGGAAACAAGCGUCCGGGUGCCUUUGCUAUCUACCUUGAGCCCUGGCACGCCGACGUUUUCGAGUUCUUGGACCUGCGCAAGAACCACGGAAAGGAGGAAGUGAGAGCCCGUGACCUGUUCUAUGCUCUUUGGACCCCCGACCUAUUCAUGAAGCGUGUCGAGGCCAAUGGUGAUUGGACCCUCUUCUGCCCUAACGAAGCCCCUGGCUUGGCAGAUGUCUAUGGCGACGAGUUUGAUGCUCUUUACGAACAGUACGAGAGGGAAGGCAGAGGUCGCCGGACCGUCAAGGCUCAGAAACUCUGGUAUGCCAUUUUGGAAGCUCAAACCGAGACCGGCAACCCCUUCAUGCUGUACAAGGAUGCUUGCAACAAGAAGAGCAACCAGAAGAAUUUGGGAACCAUUCGCAGUUCCAACCUGUGCACAGAGAUUGUCGAGUACAGUGCUCCUGAUGAGGUUGCUGUUUGCAACCUUGCCUCCCUUGCGCUCCCUACCUUUGUUGACGCUGCUCGCGGCGAGUAUGACUUUGGAAAGCUGCACGAAGUCGUCCAGGUGCUGGUUCGCAACCUGAACAAGAUCAUCGACAUCAACUACUACCCCGUCCCCGAAGCCAAGAAGAGUAACUUCCGCCACCGCCCGAUUGCCCUUGGUGUCAACGGCUUGGCUGAUGCAUUCCUUGCUCUGCGUUUGCCAUUCGACUCCGCCGAGGCCAAGCAAUUGAACAUUCAGAUCUUUGAGACCAUCUAUCACGGUGCGUUGACCGCAUCUUCUGACCUCGCCAAGCAGCAUGGGCCUUAUGAGACCUACCAAGGCUCCCCUGUCUCGGAGGGUAUCCUGCAGUAUGACAUGUGGGACCGCACCCCAACCGAUCUUUGGGAUUGGGAUGCUCUCAAGGCCAAGAUUGCUCAGACUGGUGUCCGCAACAGUCUUCUUGUUGCUCCUAUGCCUACCGCAAGUACCAGCCAAAUCCUCGGUUUUAACGAGUGCUUCGAGCCCUACACCUCCAACAUCUAUUCUCGCCGUGUCCUUGCCGGUGAGUUCCAGGUUGUCAACCCUUGGUUGCUCAAGGAUCUUGUCGACCUUGGCCUCUGGUCCGACAACAUGAAAAACCGCAUCAUCGCCGACGGUGGUUCCGUGCAGAACAUUCCCAACAUCCCCGAUGACAUCAAGGCUCUCUACAAGACUGUUUGGGAAAUCUCUCAGCGACGGAUCCUGGAGAUGGCUGCAGAUCGUGGUGCGUACAUUGAUCAGUCUCAGUCUCUCAACAUCCAUCUCAAGGAGCCCACCAUGGGCAAGAUCACUAGCAUGCACUUUGCUGGCUGGAAGAUGGGUCUGAAGACUGGCAUGUACUACCUGCGUACCAUGGCCGCCUCUGCUCCCAUCCAGUUCACUGUCGACCAGGAGCAACUGAAGGUUGAAGAUACCAACGUUGCCCGAACCACGAAGAAGCGCGUCGGUGCUGCGGCAGCCAGUUACUCGGCAGUUCCCCGUGCUCCCCUUGAGCAGGUGAACGGCAACAGCGAGAACGCCACCAACGGCAUCUCUCAUGAGGCUGAGGUCAACGGCGAUGCUCAGAGUGAUGAAGAAGAGAAGAAGGAAGGCGAGCCCAGCGAGGCCGACAUCUACUCGCAAAAGGUCCUCCAAUGCAGCAUUGAGAACAAGGAGGCCUGCAUUAUGUGCCAAGGCUGA
This is a messenger RNA of Aspergillus calidoustus, 2553 nucleotides long. The record is from the annotation of a GenBank genome assembly. Lineage: Eukaryota; Fungi; Ascomycota; Eurotiomycetes; Eurotiales; Aspergillaceae.